Molecule: messenger RNA, 1771 nt
Organism: Papilio xuthus (Asian swallowtail)
Lineage: Eukaryota; Metazoa; Arthropoda; Insecta; Lepidoptera; Papilionidae
Gene: GABA-B-R2
Product: gamma-aminobutyric acid type B receptor subunit 2
Exons: 16
Coding region: 50-1771 (573 amino acids)
Biological process (GO): gamma-aminobutyric acid signaling pathway; G protein-coupled receptor signaling pathway
Cellular component (GO): membrane; G protein-coupled receptor heterodimeric complex
Molecular function (GO): G protein-coupled GABA receptor activity
Source: RefSeq, a predicted model, not a curated record
AUUAAACGAUUCUAAACACAUCGGUCUGUCUGUCUACAAUGUGCUCAUCAUGUGUAUUAUGGGUGCACCCAUCGCUCAUGUGCUCGCGGACCAUAAGGACGCCCUAUUUGUUCUCAUAUCUAUCUUCAUCAUAUUCUGUACAACGGCCACUUUAUGCCUGGUAUUUGUGCCCAAGCUACUAGAGCUACGUCGUAAUGGCCAGCCGGGCGCGGCGGGGUCUCGGAUCAGGGCGACGCUGCGGCCGGCCACGACACACGAGUGCCGCGACCCCGGCCCCGAGCUGGAGCGCCGGCUGAAGGAGCUGCGCCAAUAUAACAACCGCUACCGCCGCACGCUGCAGGCCAAGGAGAACGAACUGCAGAUGUUGCUCAGCAAGCUGGGCAGCGACGCUAGCUCGGAGUCUUCAACGCGGGAGUCGCGGUCGCCUGCGCAGCGCGUGCGUCUGCCCACCACCAGGGAGAACAUCAGCCAUCCAGAGACCAGCGAUAUAACGUCAGUGUGCAGCCUCAGCGCCUCGGCUGGUGCGGAGUCAGAGUACAUAAACCUGCAGAGCCAAACCAGCAUUGAGAAGCCCAAGCCCUCCGCUCCUCCAGAGCCAGUAAAAGAGGUGACCAUAAAGGAGCCGAAGAAAGAACAAACGAAGAAUGUAUCUUUCAAGAACCACCUGGACUACACCAGUCCGCCGUCUUCUAAAGCUGUGCCUGAAAAAGACCAGCUCGCUAAACUGCCUUAUGGCUGGUCUACUGAGGAACCCCCUGAACCACCAAAGCCUAUCACUAAGCCAUCAGAGCCGGUGAAGGCGGAGACAAAGAAAGUGUCCGCGCUGAAGACCAGCGAUUCUAGCACCGCCAAGUCUGUGCCGGCAAAGGUUCAAGAGCCACUCUAUUCCAAAGCUGCAGCACCUAAAGUUCUAAAGACCCCAGAAGCCCAGAAGAAAGUAACAAAGCCACCGGAUACAACGACCAAAGCAACACCAGUGCGCGAGGUGAAGUCCCGCCACCGACGCAUGUCCAGCGCCAGCCCCGCCAUGCUGGCUGACCUCAUGCACAUCUCUGUGGACCGCGAUGACCCGAGUAUGGAGAGGAAGGUCAUCGGUCAAGAGAGAGAACCUUCCAUACCACCGAAACCUAAACAAGAGCCUGAGGAUAUCCUGGACAUAGACCAUGACUUCUCCUCGAUGGAAAGAAGAAAAUCAUGCCAAAGACGAGAUUCAGAAAAAAGAAAGAAAGAGAGCUUUAUAGUGGUGCAGAGUGACUUAUGGGAUACGAAUACCUUCCAGUACACAAGUCAGAAAUCUCCGCCAGCUCAUGCUCAUUCACCUAUGCAGAGAAGUGUGUCAGAAAAGAGUCGGCAACAAGCGUCGCCUCACCACCACAGAGAACCUGACACAAGAAGUAUGGAAAGGAGAGCUUCAAAUACUUCAAUCAACCAUAAUGGCACAACACGAGGUGGUACACCAGAAGGCUACCGAGACACUGAUACAUUGAAGAUGUCAGAUAGAUUGUCAAAGCGUCGUGGCUCAGAGUUCCCGCAGCCUGUGAGCACCCCACCACACCAGCUGCAAACUAAGAGGCGACAAUCUGCAGCCUAUAUGCGGUCAUACCAAGAAGAAAAAAGUGAAAAACCAGAAGCAACACCUCGCAGACAUGACGAUAUUCCUAGGAAGCAUACUCCUGAACCUAAAAUAGAGUCAGAAUCUUGGAAACCUGACCCUGACACAAUAAGAGUAGCGAAAGGACCGGAAUCACCGGCCAAAAGGGGAAUCCCCUAA